Messenger RNA from Pantherophis guttatus, 1227 nucleotides. RefSeq names its product ZFP36 zinc finger CCCH-type (gene ZFP36). NCBI's taxonomy places the organism in Eukaryota, Metazoa, Chordata, Lepidosauria, Squamata, Colubridae. The record is from RefSeq and is a predicted model, not a curated record. Gene Ontology annotation, molecular function: metal ion binding; mRNA binding.
GCGCUUCAGUUGCCGGGGCUGCUUUGGCUGAGCGGAGCGCGACCAGGCGGCACCAUGAGCUCCAUGCUGGACGUGCGGAACCUCUACCAGAACCUGCUCAACCUCUCGCUGAGCGAAGAGCUGGACACACCUGCCUCCGCCUUCUGCAGCCGCCCAGCCUGCUCCUCUGAGGGGGCACUGCCGGGCAGCGGGGAGUCGGCGCUGUGGCCCCCGCGCAGCCCCUGGAGCCCCCAGGGCGAACAGCCGCGGCCCCCGUUGCGCCCAGACCGCUCGGUCAGCCUGAUCGAAGGCAAAGGCCAGCCGCUGCCGCCCCCACCACCCGGCUUCCCGCCGCUCAAGCAGCUCAGCGCGCCCACCCCAUCGUCCCGCUACAAGACGGAGCUGUGCCGCACCUUCAGCGAGAGCGGCCGCUGCAAGUACGGCGCCAAGUGCCAGUUCGCCCACGGCUCAGCCGAGCUGCGCUCCGUGAGCCGCCACCCCAAGUACAAGACGGAGCUGUGCCACAAGUUCUACCUGCACGGCGAGUGUCCCUACGGCUCCCGCUGCCACUUCAUCCACUUCCCCGAGGAGGCGCAGGCCUUCGGCAGCCACGGCGGGGGCGCCUCCCCGCACCUCCUGCGCCAGAGCCUCAGCUUCUCCGGGGUGCCCACCGCCCGCCGCACCUCCCCACUGCCCGGCCUGCCCGACCCGGCCUCCUUCGCCCGCGCACCCUCCGCCUCGCCGCCGCCCACCUCCGCCGACCUCCUGUCACCCGCCUUCGAGCACCUCAACCUGGACCCGCUCGCCCUGGUGGCCUCCUUCAGGGACUCGCUGCCGGGCCCCCCCACCGGGGGCUGCUGCUCCUGCCGCUGCGGGAAGGCGGGCGGCUCGCUCCAGAGCCCCCGGGACUACUUCUCGGCCGCCCCCGGGACGCCCCCGUCGGCCAUGCCCAGGACCCCCUCCUCCAACUCGCUCUCGGACCCCGACUGCUACAGCAGCUCCAGCAGCCUCAGUGGCUCCGACUCUCCGGUUUUCGACCAGCACCCCGUCGGCGGGCCGGCGGGGACCUCUCACCGCCUGCCCAUCUUCAAUCGGCUUUCCGUCUCGGAAUGAAGGCCGGACAGGACGUUUCAAGCUUGCUGUCGAUUGCCACGGAGGGGGCCGCCCUCUGGAUGAGAUUCCUUCGGAGAUGGGGGGACCCCAAAGUCUGCCCCCUCCCAGCCUGAACUGAUGCCAGCUGCUUUUCGG